Molecule: messenger RNA, 359 nt
Organism: Cylicostephanus goldi
Lineage: Eukaryota; Metazoa; Nematoda; Chromadorea; Rhabditida; Strongylidae
Source: the annotation of a GenBank genome assembly
AUGGCAAAAACUCCUCGGCCCCGUAGCGGAGUUCUGCAAGCAGUGAGACGCUCAUUAGCUAAGCCUGGUUCUGGCCCAGAGACAAUGAAGAGGCUGAGCUCUAGAAUUGCAAAACAAAUGCAGCAAAGUUGCAGUGGUGCAGUAACUCGUACUAGCGCUGUAGGAAAGGACUCCGCAAUGGCAUUCGGAAAUUACCAAGCCGCUUCCUCCAAAGGAUUCUGCGUCUGCAAGGGUACUUUGUUUGUUUUCCUUCCUCAGUCUGCUAAGCUAUAUUUUCAGAUCAAUUUACUUAGUUCUGGACCUGCAGAUGAUAAAUGCCAGACAUCUAACGCACAAAGUAGGUUUUCGAUGGUCUGAAA